AUGUUUAUUUUUUUGAUGCUCUUUAAUUGUCUUUCCAUUAGGUCAUUAUUCUUGACCACUGAUCUAACAAACUCGCGAAAUCUUAUCCGGUAUAGUCUGGCUGAGGGAGCUAUUCAAAAUAUCAACGAUAAUCCACCUGGAAUUGGAACACAUCUUGCUGUUGAUACCGUGAACAGAAGUGUAUACUGGAUUCUUUUUACGGCAGAGACGUCUUAUAAAAUAUACAAAACGACAUAUGAUGGUCAAACAUCGCAGAUUGGAUCUGAUCAAGUGGGAAGCGUUACCACUGUAGAUAUUGCAGAGGGGGAUGGAUACUUUUAUAUUCUUGAUUCAAUGACGUCCGAAGUUAGCAAAUAUAAUAAAGCAACGGAGAUACUAGUCAACACGAUUUCACUUUCACCUGGAGCAGAGCGAAUGAUUGUUGUUGCCGGUAAGUGAUAAAUAAUGUAAAGUGUCUAAGAAAUGCGGUAGGUGUAUUCGUAAUUUUUACACAGCUAAUUAUAUGUAGACACCGAAAAUUACGAAAGGUACGAAUUCUAACACUAAUAUUAUUAAACUUAGUCUACUUGGAAGCAAUUUAGAAAAGAAACCUCUUGAAACUUAAUACAACUGACAAAUGAGUUCAAUAGUGUCUGUUGGUAAAACAGACUUUAGUUUAAGCAUACAACCAUAACAUAUUUAGUUUUACUUGGAGAAAUUUAAUAAUCUUUCUGGCGUCAUAAUCACAAUUAAUCUCAUUUUACAUAAAGGUUUUGAUGCCAAUUAAUAAUGACCAAGGUAAAUUUCAGGUGUCCGGCCUUCCUCAUGUCUCACUACACAUGCACGAAGUGGUGAAAUUAGAUUCAUUAACCGUCAAAAAUUCAUAUAAAUUUCUGAAGCUGAAUCGCCGAUAUACAUGUUUAUCACAAUAUACUUGUACCUUUAUCGGUUAGAAAGCAGCGAGACAUAAAAACGAUAUCGUCCCUGAUAACGCUUUUUGUCCCGGAAAUCGCCUUUUGUCCCGGAUAUCGUUUUUUGUCCCACUAGGUCAGGGCCUUUUUUAAGGAUUUUCCCGUGGGGGGGGGGCAUUUUUUGAAAAGGGACCUUUCUGUGAGGUAAUAUAUUAGAGGGGGAUAGCAACGGCUGAAGGCCACAUGUGUGGCCAGUAUACCACGCAUGAAUGGGGGGGGGGUCUGGGGUUGUACUCCCCCAGAAAAUUUUUGAAAUUUGAAUCUCGGAAAUGUUAUUUCCUGCAUUCUGAGCAUCCAAAGUUGCUCCAAAAUUAUUGCUAACUAUACUUGUAUUUGAAAUAAAUAAAUGAAAAAACGCACAAAAAGUUUUAAAAAAUUAACCAUCGUUUAUCAUUACUUAUUAGAGGAGGAUAGCAAUGGUCAUGUGUGUGGGGGUGUACUCCGGCAGAAAAGUUUUGAAAUUUGAAGCACGGAAAUGCCAUUUCCUGCAUUCUGAGCAUCCAAAUUUGCUCUAAAAUUUAUGCUAACUAUACUUGUAUUUGAAAUAAAAGAAGGGAAAAUGCACAAAAAGUAAAAAAGAAUAUUAACCGUAAUUUAUCAUUACUGAUUAGAGGCCGGAUAAUUCCCAGAAAAUUUUUGUAAUUUGGAACCCGGAAAUGCUAUUUCCUGCAUUCUGAGCAUCCAAAAAAUAAAAAAUUAUUAACAAUAAUUGGUGGUAGAAAAACGUAACAAUUUAAAUCGAUUUUGUUAACACAAGGACAACGGAUAAAGCCUAAUCGUUAAUAAACCUUUCCGUUAAUCUAUUUGUUAAUCUUCGCUGGUUUGUUUGUAUAAUUUUAGGGAAAAGGGACUUUUCCUGGGGGGGGAUGUGAUUUCGUGUGGGGCACAAGGGGGACUGGGGGUCAUUUGCUCCCCCCCCCCAGCUUAUAUGUUAAAAAAGGCCCUGCCGGCUAGGUUUCGCGCCUUGUCAAAACUAAGAUGACCGACUCGCAUUGAACUAUAAGUAAACUGGAAGGCUAACUCAGGGGGGGAUUGAAGUCGUGCUUUGUAGGUAGUGCCAGACCUUUUUUGCAAUUUUUUUUGAGAAAUACACUUUCUAUAUCGACAAAAUUCCGUUGUUCAACUGCUAAAAUAUUAGAGACCCAAUAAAAUUUGUCAAAAACCGCGCGAAAAUGUUUGGUUUUUCUGAGUUAUGCGAUUUUAUAAUACAAAUUAUGUAGAAAAAUAUUAGAUACAUUUGCAAAUUCAUUUUCAAGUACCCAUGACUUACUUUUGAUAGCUAAAAUAAGCAUUAUAAAAGCUAGUUUGACUGCAGCCAUAUACGUGCUCAUAUAAAUGCCCAACAAGAAGAUGCGAUGACGCUGAUGAAGGCUAAUAAAGGUUAAUGACGAAAAUCACAUCACUUGAAAAACUCAAUUUAUUCAUAUUUUAGAAGGAAUAAAACAAAGACUAAAAGUUCAGGAUAAAUAACAAUACCUGGGGUUAGUACAAACUAAGCUUUUGGACAGUCAGAAUGUUUUAUAGUAUAUUUUUUCGUGUUGAAGAGAGAGGUUUCCUUCGGCACGUCCAAACUUCGUCAUUUUUUCAAAAUACAAAUUAAGGUGGCUCAAUACACUUUUUAGCCAAAGCAGCAAAAGUUGAAUAUUUUCUGUUUAAAUUCUUUUACAGGGUUAAGUUUUACUUAUAAUUGUAACACAUAGUAAGACGUGUCGCAAACAAGAAGAAUUCUGAUAAAAUUAAGCCGCGUUUCCAUGACAACUAUAACGAAUAAUGGUAACUACUAAAUAGCCGAAAAUAUCGCAGUUUUUCGAGUUGUUUUCAAAAAUUAGUUCGGUGACCCCAAUUUUUUUUAAUAAAUCAGUUACGUUAGUGUCGAGAAAUUUUUUUAUUUUUCCAUCAUGAAAUCUUGAAGUAUGUGUCUACUCAUGUACAAAUUUUCAGGGUACCUUACCGAAUUCGUUUUGGAAAUAAUCACGGUUUUAUUUCGCGCGGCCAAAGUUUUUCACACUCUGCAAGAUCAAUGAAUUGACAUCCGCGUACAUGUUUUCGCAGGCGCAUCUCCAGAAAAACACGCAUAAAAAAGUUUUUAGCCGAGUCUCGUCGAAAUAUCAAAUAUAUAUUGUGUUUUCUUGCUUAGAAUUGCAAAUAUAUUUAGUUUUUCAUGCUAACUCGGGAUAACGCCAAGAAAACAGGUGAUUGUCGGUCGUAUGGUAUAAGAUAUGUGUGACAUGUAUGAACCUUUUGGAUUUUCUACAUAGUUUUAUAUUCGUUUUCAGUCUAACUUGUGUGUUUUCAUGUUGUUGUUGACAAGUUAAAACAGCUUGAGCCGGCGCAUGAUGCUGUUUCACUGAAUCCCUUUGCUGUUAGUAACACUUUGAAUACAUUUACCAGUUGUAAGUACAAAAAACUCUGGAUAUGAACUUAUAAAUCGCCAAAUAUUGGAGUAAAAAACUUUUCGCCGGUCGGGCCGAUCGCCAGUUUUCGCAAGAGUUUGAACGUUGAACAUUGCAUUUUUUACCUUAAAUUAAAUUGUCUUCUAAAAAGACUAGUUAUUCAAUGUUCAGAGCUAAAUCAGGACGAAGUUUGUUCUUUGAGGACAAAUGAGAACAAGGAAGACUCAAAACAUAAAAAUAAACUUGACUUAUGGUUCGGAUUUUAGACUGAAAAAGUUGUAUUUAUUUUUGCAUAUAUUUUUAACAUUUUCGCACGAAAACUCGAGAUUAGGUACCAGUCCCCCAACGAUGAAAAGUGUAUGGAGCCACCUUAAGCAAAACUCCUCACUUUUUGCUGCAGAGAGAUGAACAACAGUCGGAACUAAUCGGAAAACCUGGUUUGAAUCCCAAUCAUUGCAGUAUUCCUAUGGAAAAAGUGUUUUUCUUGGAUAUUUUUGCUUGAAAACAAACUUUUGACCGAAUUUUUUCACUCCUCGAAACUCGCCUUAGUCCUUUUGAAAGCUGAUUUUCCCGCGCGUCUGCUUCAAAGAAGUAUAGGCCUUCAUCAUAGGAGUUAGCCAGUUUACAUAUAGUCAUAGAUAUAUUAUAUACACCAGAUAGUGCAUCUAAAUAUUCUGCAAUUCAAAAAUUGAAGCCGUGAUUGCAGACUCGCGGGAUAUUCCCAUGAAAUGAGAAAACUCGUAUGUUUUCUAUUUCUUAAACAUUAACAUAAACGUAAACCUAUUCCAAAUACGUUUUCAAACUAUUCAAAUGAUGAAAGUUAUUGUUGAUUUUUAAGCGUUUAUUAGCGAGUAGGAAACUCGAACCUGGCCGCCAUCUAUUCAAAUGGGGGUAACCACUGGAAUAUCCUUGGCUUCAAUUUUACUAAUUGUAAAAGAUAUCUGUGCCUAUAGUUCAAUGGGUUCAUGUCAUGGGUUCAUGUCGGUUGAUGUCGACAGUUUUUCGAAAGAAAACAGGAACGAUAAUACAUAUGGAUUGUCUAUUUAUUUUCUAAAAUCAUAUUUGUUCAAUAAAUGAUGAAAUGUCUUGAAUUUUAAAAUUAUCCUAUUUUUUCAAAACUGCUAGCCUACUUUUGGGUUUCUAACCCUGAUUAGGUACAAGUAUAUGGAUUAUCGUAUUCGGGAUUCAGUGAUAUGGGGGACGAUAUCUCGGGACGAUAUAUCAAUUGUCCCUCGGUAGCGCUCGCUGCGCUCGCUUGUGACAAUUGUGAUAUCAACCCUCGGCGACAAAACUGAUAUCACUUCAUCCGGUAUAUAUGAUAACCUAUAUACAUAUCUUACUGAAUGGUUUGACAGUUAUGUACAUUUGCGACAAACAAGUGAAAUGCUCGACAGAAUUAUAUGUCAAACCAUUCAAUGGGUUGUUUGUUAAAUGACAAACCAUAAAAAAAAAUAGGUUUAAAUUUCUUGUAAUGAAAACAAACAUCUUGAAACAGGCUACGAAGUCGCAUACCUAAUUAGAAGCGUCUUAUAACACUGACGUCAACGUUCUUUAAUUUGAUUGGAUAAAAUAUUACAAACAAAGUAAACCUGUUAAUCAUGUUUUUUAAUCCUCAUCCAGCUGAAUUAUUAUCUGCCACAAAUUAAAUAAAAAAGCUGUUUUUAGUUAAUUAUAAAAGUUGUUAAAAAAAGUAAAUUAAGCGACGAAAAAAUAUCUAAACGACACAUUUAUUAAACGCUCAAUCGUUAUAGCUAACCAAGAAUUUCCAAAAUACUUUUCAAGUUGGUGAUUCUGCAAGCGAAAAAUGCAGUUUAAUUAACGGUCAACCAUGACCGGAAGAUUGUAGGCCUACGAGUUUAUAUCAGGCUUACGUUCAAACGGUCUAAUUACUACAAAUGUUCAAGUAAUGAUGUUGUUCAGGCAAUGAUGUUGUUCAAGUUUUGAUGAUUUCUUUUCGUUGAAAACUAGCUUUUGAAAUACAUUUUUAGAACAUUAAGUUUUUGUCUAUCGUAAUUUUGCUGCUGUUCUUCUGUUUUACUCAUUUCACUCUUGCGUUAUUUCAUUACUAUUUGAUUUUUGGAACAUUAUACCGUAUUCGAGUCAAUAACUUUGCUUCGUCGUCGACAGGAAAAACAUCAGCAGGCGAGGGCAAUACGGCUUUUGAUUUUACUGUGUAAUCCGCUCUCAGAUUUUUCGUAUUUUGGUGAAAUUUUUAAAAAUCACGUCAUUGUCUUAUAAUAACUUUGCAGAUUGCAUAAUCAUUACUUCUUUGCGAUUGUAAGGUUCAAAAGAUAGAUACGAUAAUGAUUUUAGUAAGCUGUCGUUUAUUACAGCGAUCUUACUAUUAGAUCAUUGAUGUGGUUUUAACAUAAAAUAGCUUCACUAUGUCGGAAUCUUUUGUAACUGCUUAUUUUUAUAAUUGCGGAGGUUUUCUUGGAAUAUAAUAAGGAGAAGUUCCUUCCCCUUGGACAAAGAUUUUGCAACAAUAUUUACUAGCCUAAUACUUAUACCUAGUUGAUAAUCAUUAUAGGGUUUAUGUUAUAUACAUACAUACAGCCCGCAAUAAAUUAAAGAAAAUUGACCGUUAAUCCUUUAUUUAAAAGUACUAAUUGAAGAAUAUCAGAAACUAAACAUAUAGAUCGAUCGACGGGUUGCAUCCUCUACGUCUUGUCACGCCGCCUCUUUGCAUGGAAGGCCUAUUUGUUGGCUUCACCGUGGGCAUGCAGUGCACAUGCAGUGCUUUAUCCACAUCCUAUGUCAACACAGAAUGAUAUACGUGUGUAAGAUAAUUUUACUGAAAUGUUCAACGUCAUAAGAAUCAAACAUCAGUUAGUCAGGUUUAAUUUCUGUAGAAAACGACCAUUCAAGAAAUUACGCCACAUCACGUGCUAUGAUUCAUUUUCUAAUAAUUAUAAAGGCCUUUAUUUCGCGAGCUUGCCACAGCAACAGGUCUGGGGCCGGUUGUAUAAAACUCUUAGUCACUUUUUUAUCACUAUUUUGUUGUUAAAUAGUGAUUAACUCUCAAAUAGGCGCUUCUUAUUGGAUGACAAUUCCCCUUAACUAUGAUUAACGUUAAUCACUUUUUUCAUACAACCGGCCCCAGCUCUGCAAAUUCUUGAUGAUUUGCAUUUUUCAUACUUUGAUCUUUCACUUGGAUGCAGGUAUGUUAGCAUACCAUGACCAAUUCAAUGCCUAGCUUUGUCACUGCUUUUACACAAACAUCAUUGUAACAAUCUCUCUCUUUCUAUAGACCAGGACAAUUGUGCGAUUAACAAUACCUGUCCAUCAAACUCGACAUGCGAAACUAUUCCUGGUACUAUCGCAUGUUCAUGUGACACUGGAUUUACUGGAAACCAGACAUACUGUCAAGGUAAACAUACAUAUAUAUUAUAUAUAUUUAAAAAACUCAUUAAUAAUUCAGGAGCAAAACACAAAGAAAAAUCAUAAGCGUGUCGUGGUUUUAUAUGUGAUAAAAAAUCAUGUUAAUUUACAUUAACUUUAGCUUUGAUUUUCUCGGUUUAGACAAAGUUUAUUUUAAAAAUUACUUCGCUAAUGUACUCAUCAGAAGAUGAGUAUGCUUUUUUAAGCCAUUUAAAGCACUCGUAGUCGUGUUUUAUCACAUAUAAAACACUCCGCUACGCGUCGUCUUUUAUAUGUGAUAAAACACUUCUACUCUAUUGUAUAUAUAUAUAUAUAUAUAUAUAGACAGUCUAAUUUGCAUCGUGGGCGAUUUUAAUCCCAAUUCAACCAAUAUAUCUUCCAGCCGCUUUCGUCAGUUAAGCGGCCUGGCGCAGAUUGUAAAAGUUUUCACAAGAGAUUCAGGCAUCCUUGAUUGGUGCUUAACAAAUAAACCUAAAAUUAUGUCUGUACCCGAGAAAUUACCCAAGAUUGGCUCCAGCGACCAUUACUGCUUUGUUGUCUCGAGCAAAACGACCGCCCAAAGAGACUAUCUUUAGACGAGACACCCGUGAUAGUCGAAUUCGAGAAUUUGGUCAGUGGAUAACCUCGUUUUCAUGGCAAGAGGUGAUCUCGAAAGGUUCGUGUCAAGAUAAAUUUGAAUGUUUCCAUCGUACUCUUUUAGGAGCUGUUGAAAAAUAUUUACCUAUGAAGGCAGUACGUAAAUGUCGCUCCGACAAGCCUUGGAUGACAAGCAAGAUAAAAUCAUUGAUUAGGAAAAGGCAAACAUGUAUGGCAAAAUAUGGGAAGGAGUCCUCUUCCUUCAAAUUUUGGAGAAAUAAAGUUGCUAAAUCCAUCAAAAAAUGUAAAGAAUCGUAUUAUAAGUCUAAAGUUAGAAACCUGAAAGUCACGGACGCAAGCAAAUGGUGGAGAGAAGUUAAAAAUCUUUCUGGUAUGGCUGACAGAAAUAACCAAUAGUUUGAGCACCUCAUUGAUGGUGAAACUGUAGAUUCCGUUAAUACGUUAUGCGAAAGAAUCAAUUAUUUCUUUGUAAAUCUCACAAAAGAUUUUACGCCUCUCUCACAGGACGAUGUUUCUAACUAUUCUACUGGUGAUUCUGGUAUUGCGGAUGAUCUCUUGGCUUCAACUGGUGAAGUUUAUAAAUUCCUUUGUUCUUUAAAGACAGGAAAAGCCCCGGGACCGGAUGGAAUCCCGAAUGUAAUUCUAAAAACGUUUGCCUUUGAGUUAGCGCCAGUUAUCGCUGAUAUUUAUAACUCAUCCUUACGUGAUGCCUAUUUGCCUCCUCUAUUAAAGAGAGCAACUGUUACACCUCUUCCCAAACAAUCUCCACCGGGCUCCAUUGAAAAUGGUAUCAGACCCAUCUCACUCACUUGCGAAAUUGCUAAAGUGAUGGAAGGUCUCACCUUAGCGAGAAUCCUGCCAUCCAUUAUAAGUCACUUGGAUAACAAGCAAUUUGCUAUGGCUGGAAAAUCUACGCAACAGGCUAUAGUAUAUAUUCUCCAUCUAGCCCUCGAGGCCCUUGACAAGGGUGGUUGCACCCUCCGAUUUUUCUUUGCUGAUUUCCGCAAGGGAUUCGAUCUGAUUGACCACAAGAUUCUACUUGAUAAACUAUCUAAACUUGGCACUCAUAACGUUGUGUUAGGAUGGAUCGCUGCCUUUUUAUAUAAAAGGUCUCAGUUCGUUCGUAUUGGGUUGGAUGCAUCUACACUUCAAUAUAUCAAUGGUGGUAUUCCACAAGGUACUAAGCUUGGCCCUAUCCUCUUUGCCGUAAUGGUGAAUGAUCUUUUGUCUGCGUGGGGCCUCCGUGCUAAGUUCGUUGAUGAUCUUACCGCUUUGGAAAUUGUACCUAGAAAUUCCCCUUCCUUGAUGAAUCAUAUCGUAGCAGAUAUCCACUCGUUUGCUGAAGUGAACAAUAUGAAGCUGAAUCCUGCCAAGUGUAAAGAUAUGAUUGUUAACUUUCUUCAUUUCAAUACUAGUGUUUUGCAACCUAUCAUCAUUGGUGCAACACGCGUGGAAUCUGUUUCAUCAUUUAAACUGCUCGGAGUGUAUGUUACCAGUGAUUUAACAUGGUCUGUGCAUUGCGAAUACAUUAUUAAGAAAUCCAAUAGGCGUUUAUAUGCGUUGAGGAAGCUUAAGAGGAGUGGGGUAGCCCCAACAGACAUCCUAUGUGUUUAUUGUGCAAUUAUAAGAUCAGUAUUGGAAUAUGCUUCCGUCGUUUUCGCCAACCUUCCUCAAAAUCUUAGCGACGAUCUUGAAAGGGUCCAGAAACGAGCACUGGCCAUAAUAUACCCUAACUGUUCCUAUGAUGAUGCCCUAAAACUAGCUGGUAUCGAACCGCUUGUCUUACGGAGGGACGCCGCCUGUAAGAGAUUUGUGGAGACAAUCCUACCUGGAAACCCACUCUAUCCAAUUGUUCAUAGCUGGUCAGCACCAGUGAACCAUGGUUAUAAACUUAGAUCUGACAAUGUUGCGAGGAAUAUCAGGAUGCGAACAGACCGGUUUCAGAAAUUCGUUACCAUUAAGUAUGCGACCUGA
Molecule: messenger RNA, 9295 nt
Organism: Paramuricea clavata
Lineage: Eukaryota; Metazoa; Cnidaria; Anthozoa; Malacalcyonacea; Plexauridae
Source: the annotation of a GenBank genome assembly